This is a messenger RNA of Tuber melanosporum (Perigord truffle), 1050 nucleotides long. RefSeq lists its product as uncharacterized. Gene Ontology annotation, molecular function: zinc ion binding; oxidoreductase activity. The transcript is spliced from 7 exons. NCBI's taxonomy places the organism in Eukaryota, Fungi, Ascomycota, Pezizomycetes, Pezizales, Tuberaceae. The record is from RefSeq and is a predicted model, not a curated record. The coding region runs from base 1 to 1050 and encodes 349 amino acids.
AUGAAAGCUGUUGUCUUCAAAGGUCCCCACAAGAUUUCCUUGGAAGACAGACCGAUCCCGAAAAUCAUCGAGGAGACAGAUGCUCUCGUAAAGAUCUCUUACACCGCUCUUUGUGGAAGCGAACUUCAUGUAUUCCGUGGGCAUCAGCCCAGCGAUACUGGAUUUAUCAUGGGCCAUGAGUUCACCGGGACUGUUGUUCAGGUUGGAAAACGGGUUGCUAGGUUCCAAGUUGGAGACAAAGUUGUUUCCCCAUUUACAACUUCUUGCUUGGAAUGUUUCUAUUGCAAGAGCGGCUAUACGUCCCGAUGCACACAGUCGAUGUUAUACGGUUCUGUGGUGCUGGAUGGAGGCCAGGCAGAAUAUGUCCGAGUUCCGUUGGCAGACGGGACACUCUUCAAGGCUCCACCAGAGAUCCCGGAUGAGACAGUGGUAUGUUGGAUACAGGUUUAUAUUCGCCCUGAAUUCUUAGCUAACAACCAACAGAUAUUGAUGGCAGAUAUACGUGAGAAUGCAACUGUUGUUCUGAUAGGAUGUGGUCCAGUAGGACUCUGCGCCCUCAUCGCCGCCACCUCCUUCAACCCUGCACGCAUCUUCGCAAUAGAUUCUGUUCCCUCCCGUCUCGAACUCGCCAAGUCUCUUGGGGCAGAACCCUUGAACUUUAUUGAGAACAAAGAGGCCGCUAAGGAGCGUAUCAUGGAAGCCACAGAUGGGAGAGGUGCAGACGUUGUCAUGGAGGUGGUAGGAAACAGCCCUGCCCUACGAAUGGGUUUCGACGUAGUUAGACCCUGGGGAGCGAUUAUCAGUGUCGGAGUGCAUAACGCUGAAAUCCCAUUCACCGGGAAAGAGGCAUACGAUAAAAACGUAAGGGUCCAGUUCGGAAGGUGCCCUGUUCGUGCGGUCUUUCCCGAAGCACUAGAGUUGUUAAAGAAGAAGUCCCACCUCUUAGGGUUCAUGGCGGACAAGAUCAUGCCAAUGACUCAAGCGGAGGAAGGGUAUGAUCUUUUUGACAAAAUGAAGGUCCAGAAAGUCAUUUUCCGUGCGGAUCAGUAG